AUGAAGCGCCCCGCGGCCAAAACCACGUCCCCGCGUCCACGGACGCUCGGCGCGCCCAAAAGCGAGUUGUCGGUGGUGCCCUCCGACGCGUUCUAUGCGGCGAGUCGGGCGAAGUGGCGCAGCUGGCUGGGCAAAAACUUCAAAUCCAAGAGUUAUGCGGCCUGGCCCAGCCUGCCUGGCCUGGUUUGGUUGGUCGUCCCAAAGAAGGAGUCCAAGCUGCCAAGCGUGCGCUACAAUGACGCGGUGGAGGAGGCCUUGUGCUUCGGCUGGAUCGACAGCACCUACCGCCCCCUGAGUAGCACUCUGGGGAUGCAGCGCUACACGCCGCGGCGGAAGAUUUCGGAGAACUACUCGCAGCCCAACGUGGAGCGUUUGCAAUGGCUGGAUCGAAAGAAGUUGAUCCAUCCGGAGGUGAGGCCAAAGAUUGCCCAUGUGCUGAAGGCCAAGUUUAAGUGGCCCAAAGAUAUCGUUUCGGCACUGGAGAAGGAGCCGGCCGCGCGCCGUUGUUGGCGCAGCUUUAGCGGCUCCUACCGCCGCAUUCGCGUGGCCUGGGUGGAACAGAAGCGCAAUGUGGAGCCUCAGGAGACCAAGGGGUACCGACAUCGACAAGUUCUACUGAGAGCAUGUUAUGUGCUGGCACUCUUCGGUGUCUUCACAUCUGUCUCCGCUCCGGCCAGCAUGCCGGACAUCAACUUCAUCUUCCAGAUCAGUUGGACCGUGCUACGUGUCCUCGCCACGGUCUGCGGGGGCGCUUUGAUGGGCUUUGCAGCCGGCUGUGCCAUCAGAUAUCGUGGCAAGGUCAUGUAUGAUGACCGCCCCGUCUUCAACGAUUCAGCCGUGGAAUCCUUCCUGAUUCUGCUGGGCAUCGCCUUGAUUGCCUAUGGUCUGGGCGGAAACUCGAUGUCUAUCUUCAGUAUGGGUCCCUUGUUCCAUCCUGAGCUGAUGGUCAUCGUCACAGGAUCCACCUUCGCGUGGUACUGUGAUACUCACCACCAGGAGUGCUUCAAGGUCCUUGAACAGGUGGACACUGCCAUGGGUGGAGUCUGGGUCUUCGGACAGCUUGUGCUCUUCACCAUGAUUGGCAGCAAGACCAGUUUUUCCAUUUUCCCAGAUGUCACCACAGUCUUGCCAAUCAUGGCCAUUGGACUCUUGGUGCGUUUUGUCGGAGUCAUGGCCUCCAUGCUCCCCAUGGAUCUGGCGGCCUUUAAGGUGCCGACGGGCGCUGCCGAUCCGGUGCAGCAGUCGGGGGAUGGAGGCGCCCGGCCUUCCAUGGACGAUGCCUUCUUCUGCUUCCUGGCCUGCCUCCCACGGGCGACCAUCCAGGGUGCUCUGGGUGCCGUUCCGGUGAAUCAGCGUUUCUUCCAGGACGUGCCUGUGGACGAUCGAGCUGAGGCGCGCGAGUUUAUCUUCACGGCGGCCAGGCUCUACAUUUUCUGUUAUGCAAUCUUUGGCAUGUUUUUUCUCAAUACCUACGGCUUUCGGAUCUUGGAGCGCGACAAGCGUUACGCACGUGCCGUGAUCGCGUCUGAGGGUGCUGAGCUCCCGCAGCGUCCCAGCACCGGAGCAUCGCCAAAUAGCCCUGCAACGUAUGAAUUUCUGAAUAGGUCGGAGACGACACAUCCGAACCCGCACCGGAAAGAAAACCUGAGGCGCUGGGGUGUUCUGGCGCUGGGGCGCGCGCGCUCCAAGUCGAAUGUGUCCUCCAUGUCUGGGAAGACUUACGAGGUGAUCCCGGAGACGCCUCGUUCGCACGUGGACGACUUGGGGCCCGGCUUGGAGUCGCGGUCCUUCUCCCACACCGCUCUUCCGGCCGCGCAACACGUGUCCGACCCGGGGCCGCAGCGGGGACGCUUCGUCACCGAGCCGGCCAUUGCUCCAGGCACUCCCAGCAGCAUGCUGAAGACUUUGUCCAUUUACCAGCGCAUGGCUCUGUACCCCUUCGACGAGCGGCCGCCCCCCGUGUGCCUGCGGCAGACCUCCCCGGCGGACAGCGACGCCGCGCCGCGGCGCCGGUCGCUGGGGCACGCUGCGAAUCUGUUGGACUCCGAUGACGAGCAGAUGAAGGUGGGGGACGUGGCAACGAAGCCUGGCAGACUGGGGAUUUCUUGGCGUAAGCCCCCAAAAUUCGAGAUGAUGAUGGUUUGA
This is a messenger RNA of Cladocopium goreaui, 2145 nucleotides long. The record is from the annotation of a GenBank genome assembly. Lineage: Eukaryota; Dinophyceae; Suessiales; Symbiodiniaceae.